CCCGGGCCGCAACCACGAUGGCUACCCCACACCACCAAAUUCACAUCCAAACCACCCCAAAUGACCACCUUAACCAUGGCAGUCUCACUGACGGAUCACGCCCACAUCACAACACCAAAUACAACGCGCACCAUGUUCAAGAUAGUCUAACCACUCGUGUCACAAAGCUAAUAUGCGCGGUUUUUCUUAGCAUUUUGUUCACCGUUGGGCUAGUAACGUUCAUUUUAUGGCUCGGUUUACGCCCUCAUCGUCCUAGAUUCCAUAUACAACAGUUUUCCUUUCCUAGUUUGGCCGAACCAAACGGGUUUUCAACUGCCCAACUAACAUUUAACGUGACUGCACGAAACCCAAAUAUUGAAAUAGGGAUCUACUACGACACAGUGAAUUUAACCUUGUACUAUCGGGAUCAAGUUAUUGCGCAAACGCCAUUAUUGUUUCCAUUCUACCAAUCACCUAAGAACACAGCAAUCAUCUAUGGUACAUUGUCCAGACCCCAACUGAAGAUCGAUAAUGCCCGUUGGACGCAGUUUUUGGCUGCCCGAAAACAAGGGGCAGUGCCGUUUAGGCUUGACAUGGCGUCGUCUAUCCGGUUUAAGGUGUCCACGUGGGACAGCAGGCGCCACAAAAUGCAUGCCAAUUGUGAAAUUGGGGUUGGGCCAAAUGGGAUGUUACUAGCUAGUGAUAAAGGAAAGAAAUGUCCGGUUUAUUUCACUUAAUGAAGUUACCUUUCUUCUUUUCUGUAUGUAAUUAGCGCAUGAAUAAUAAAUAGUACCUUUAUCAA
This is a messenger RNA of Helianthus annuus (common sunflower), 781 nucleotides long. RefSeq names its product protein NDR1. Lineage: Eukaryota; Viridiplantae; Streptophyta; Magnoliopsida; Asterales; Asteraceae. The record is from RefSeq and is a predicted model, not a curated record. Gene Ontology annotation, biological process: defense response to other organism. The coding region runs from base 18 to 716 and encodes 232 amino acids. The transcript has a single exon.